AUGGCCGAGUACAAGGCACUGCUGCAUGGCAUGCACAUCGCAAUGGAAAUGGGCGCAACACGCUUACGUUGCCUCGGCGACUCCGACCUCAUCGCCAGCCAAACAUCCGGCACCUGCGACGCCACCGACGCCAAUAUGAUAGCCUACAAGCGCGCGGUCGACAAGGACGGCGCCAGCUUCGCCGGCCACGUUGUCGAGUGGGUCGACAGGCGCAAGAACGAGGAGGCAGAUGCUUUGGCCAGACUAGGGUCUAAGCGACUGCCACCUCCUCCAGGCGUCUUCCUCGACAUCCUCACCCACUCGUCGGUACACGCGCCCCGAGAAAUUGACAUCGCCGAGCCGCCCGCACUCGACUCCACGCUAGUCGUCGUUGUCUCCGAUGCUGCAGGAUGGACAGAACCAUAUAUGAACUUCCUCGAGCAGCAAGUCUUGCCGAUGGAUGAAGCUAAAGCGCGCAUGGUCGUGCGCCGCUGCAAGUCCUUCACUAUCAUCAACAACGAGCUCUACAAGCGCAACAUCUCCGGCGUGUUCGAGCGAUGCGUAACCCCAGAGGAAGGUCACAAAAUCCUGCGCGACAUCCACGCAGGGGACUGCGGACAUCACGCGGGCGCUCGCUCAAUCGUGGCCAAAGCCCUUCGACACGGCUUCUAUUGGCCUACGGCUCACGCCGACGCAGCCGACCUCGUUCACGCAUGCGUCGGGUGCCAGAAAGGCAUGGACAUGGUGGGGAAGUUCAAGACAGCCCCCGACAGGUACACUCACCUCCUCGCCGCCGCGGACAAGUUCACCAAAUGGGUGGAAGCAAAGCCCAUCAAAAAGUGCGACGGCAAAACGACCACCAAAUUCCUACGGGAGUUGAUCUACCGCUACGGAUACCCUCAUAGCAUCAUCACCGACAACGGCACGAAUUUCGCCAAAGGGGGAAUGGCCGAUUUCUGCGAAGAAAACGGCAUCCGACUCGACCUUGCUUCAGUCGCACACCCUGAGUCGAACGGGCAGGCAGAAAGGGCGAACCAGAGCAUCCUCCACGGAAUCAAACCACGACUGGUGGUACCCCUGGAACGAGCAGCCGGAUGCUAG
Messenger RNA from Lolium perenne, 1080 nucleotides. RefSeq lists its product as uncharacterized. Lineage: Eukaryota; Viridiplantae; Streptophyta; Magnoliopsida; Poales; Poaceae. Gene Ontology annotation, molecular function: RNA-DNA hybrid ribonuclease activity; nucleic acid binding. The record is from RefSeq and is a predicted model, not a curated record. Gene Ontology annotation, biological process: DNA integration.